Molecule: messenger RNA, 2066 nt
Organism: Sinocyclocheilus anshuiensis
Lineage: Eukaryota; Metazoa; Chordata; Actinopteri; Cypriniformes; Cyprinidae
Product: sorting nexin-2
Exons: 15
Coding region: 21-1622 (533 amino acids)
Biological process (GO): early endosome to Golgi transport
Cellular component (GO): endosome; endosome membrane
Molecular function (GO): phosphatidylinositol binding
Source: RefSeq, a predicted model, not a curated record
CUGCGCUGUGAGGGCGGAGCAUGAGCUGCAUGAAGCGCCUCUGUCACGAGACUCGGUCACAUGACAGGCUUCGCCGCACACUCGCGGUGUGUCUGAGGUUGAGCCGGCGGUUGUUGUUGAAGAUGUCGGAGGAGAGGGAUGCUGCAGCGCUGUCGGGCUCCGCGCAGACGGAGGGUGAGGAGGAUCUGUUCGUCAGCGCGAUGGAGUCUCCAGAAGCGGCUCGUCUGUCUGCAGAGGACAUCAGCCCCAGCUCUAACGGACCCAAAGCCGAGCCCAUGCUGCUGGACGACGACCCCGACGACCUCUUCGCUGAAGCGACGGAGGAAGUGUCUCUAGACAGUCCAGAGCGUCAGCCGAUCCUGUCAGACGGCCCGUCUCCCGUCAUCACGCCUGUGACACCUGUGAUGAUCAGCUCCAGAGCAGACGUGUUCGACCGCUCGCCGGACCAGGAUGAAGAUGAAGAGGAAAACAGGGACACGUUUGACAUCCAGAUCUCGGUUUCUGACCCUGAGAAAGUUGGUGACGGCAUGAAUGCGUACAUGGUCUAUAAAGUGUUGACCAAAACCAGUCUGUCUAUAUUCAGCAGAGACGAGGUCUGCGUCAAGAGGCGCUUCAGUGAUUUUCUGGGCUUGCACAGUAAAUUAGCCUCCAAGUACAUGCACAUGGGCUACAUCGUUCCUCCUGCGCCUGAGAAGAGCAUUGUGGGAAUGACGAAGGUCAAAGUGGGGAAAGAGGAUCUGUCAUCAGUGGAGUUUGUAGAGAAGAGAAGAUCUGCUUUGGAAAGGUAUCUGCUGAGGACCGUCAAACACCCAGCGCUGCUCAAAGACCCCGAUGUCCUGCAGUUUCUGGAGAGUUCAGAGCUGCCGCGAGCGGUUAGCACACAGGCGCUGAGUGGGGCCGGAAUAUUGAGGAUGGUAAACAAAGCGGCCGACGCUGUCAACAAAAUGACAAUCAAGAUGAAUGAAUCGGAUGCGUGGUUUGAGGAGAAACAGCAGCAGUUUGAGAAUCUGGACGUACAGCUCAGAAAACUUCACGCUAGUGUGGAAUCACUGGUGUGUCACAGGAAGGAGUUGUCUGUGAACACGGCGUCGUUCGCUAAAAGCGCGGCUAUGCUGGGAAACUCGGAGGAUCACACGGCGCUGUCGCGAGCUCUGUCCCAGCUGGCCGAGGUGGAGGAGAAGAUCGACCAGCUGCAUCAGGAUCAGGCCUGCGCUGAUUUCUACCUGAUCUCAGAGCUGCUGGGAGACUAUGUGCGGCUCAUCACCGCCGUUAAAGGCGUGUUUGACCAGCGGAUGAAAACAUGGGCCAAAUGCCAGGAUGCUCAGGUGAUGCUGCAGCGCAAGAGAGAAGCCGAAGCCAAACUACAGCACGCCAACAAACCCGACAAACUGCAGCAGGCCAAAGACGAGAUCAGAGAGUGGGAAGGUAAAGUGCAGCAGGGUGAAAGAGAUUUUGAGCAGAUAUCAAAAAACAUCCGUCGAGAGGUUGGACGAUUCGAGAAAGACCGAGUGAAGGAUUUCAGAGUCGUCAUCAUUAAAUAUCUGGAGUCACUAGUUCACACACAGCAGCAGAUGAUAAAAUACUGGGAGGCGUUCUUACCUGAAGCCAAAGCGAUCGCGUAAUUCAUCAAACCGCCGUCUCUCUCUAUUCCACAGUAUGAUCAUGCAAGAAAAAGCUGCACAGACUUAAUGAUAACACUACAUUAAUAAACCCAGAAUCUGAAUCUCUUUGUACCUGUUUGGUGUCUGAAGAUCAGCGGCGAUCGUCUCUUCACGAUUCACAGCUCGUUCGUCUCAGAUUGAAUGUCGUAUUAGGCAAUGAUCCGACGGGAAGGCCUUCUGAAGCGAUUUCUGUUCUCUUUUCUCUCAUGUGUACAGAAUGAAGCAUUAUUCUCUCAUAAUCAGUAUUUAAGAGCAUCAAUAAUCGACGAGGCUUAGCUCAUGCAUGACGGACGAAUAUACAUAUGUAUAUUUUUUUAUUUUGCUUUGUAGCCUGAAAUUUUGGGACGUUUCUGUUGAUUCAUUGUUCUAACAGAUUUUUUAAUCACAAGUAUUUUUUACUCUACA